Messenger RNA from Elaeis guineensis (African oil palm), 2540 nucleotides. RefSeq names its product probable serine/threonine-protein kinase At1g54610. NCBI's taxonomy places the organism in Eukaryota, Viridiplantae, Streptophyta, Magnoliopsida, Arecales, Arecaceae. Gene Ontology annotation, biological process: positive regulation of transcription elongation by RNA polymerase II; protein phosphorylation. The record is from RefSeq and is a predicted model, not a curated record. Gene Ontology annotation, cellular component: cyclin-dependent protein kinase holoenzyme complex; nucleus. Gene Ontology annotation, molecular function: ATP binding; RNA polymerase II CTD heptapeptide repeat kinase activity.
UACUUUUCAACCUUCGCCAGAAGUGGCCCAAAAAUUAUCCCUUCUUCCUUUGUCUCUCCCCCCCUCUUAUGCCACUCUCUCUUCUCCCGGAGAGCCAAACUGUAGCCAAGCUGAGGUUCGUCCACCGCCGGAAUAAGUUACCGCUGUCUUCUUCUCUUUCUCUCUCCACUCUCCGGUCCUUUUUUUUUUUUUGGGCUUCCUAUAUUCUUACCGCGUUUUCGUCUCUCCCGAUUUCCUGGGGCAAUCGCGGGAACUCCGCUAAAGCGAAGCAAAGAGACGGUUUUUGCUCGAAAUCUGGGGUUUCCUUAUCCCGACGCGACGCGGUACUCUGAUCCGCGGGAUCACCGGCUACUUGGUGGUGGAGCUGGUGAGAGGCAGUUCUACUAGGGUUUACGGACGGCGGCCGGAGGCGGAGGCGAUGAGGUGAGAUGGGGUGCGUGCUCGGAAAAGAGGCGGCGCCGCCACCUCCCUCCCGGCGGAGGGAAAAGGAGCGCGACCAACACCACGAACCCCCGGCGGUCGCAUCUGGUCGCAAAGCCCAGACCUUGCAGUCCAAUUUCGAGACUGGAGUUGAGGUUCCCGACGCGGAUCGGACGGAGGAGAAGAAGGAGGGGGAGGGGGAGGUGAAGGUCAAGCCGGAUGGCGGCGGCGGCGGCGGCGGCGGAGGGGAGGAGAAACCUCGGCGGAGGGACAGGCGGAGGCCGAGGAUGGACCCGCGGCUGAGCAACCUGCCCAAAGGCGUGCACGGCGAGCAGGUCGCCGCCGGGUGGCCGGCGUGGCUCUCUGCGGUGGCUGGGGAGGCCAUCCGGGGAUGGACCCCUCGCCGGGCCGAUAGCUUUGAGAAGCUCGAUAAGAUCGGGCAAGGUACUUAUAGUAACGUUUACAAGGCUAGAGAUAUCUUGACGGGCAAAAUUGUUGCUUUGAAGAAGGUCCGGUUCGAUAUUUUGGAGCCGGAGAGUGUGAAAUUUAUGGCCAGAGAGAUCAACAUCCUGAGGAGAUUAGAUCAUCCUAAUGUUGUGAAGCUGGAUGGAUUGGCUACUUCUAGGAUGUCAUGUAGUUUGUAUCUAGUUUUUGAGUACAUGGAGCAUGAUCUCGCUGGUCUCGCCGCCAGCCCUGAAAUCAAAUUCACAGAGCCUCAGAUGAAAUGCUACAUGCAUCAGUUGUUGUCAGGGCUCGAGCAUUGUCACAAGCGGGGGGUGCUGCAUCGUGACAUCAAGGGAUCAAAUCUCUUGCUUGAUAAUGAUGGAUUACUCAAGAUUGCAGAUUUUGGGUUGGCUUCAACCUUAGAUCCAAACCAUAAGCAACCCAUGACGAGCCGGGUGGUCACCCUUUGGUAUCGGGCACCCGAGCUUCUCCUGGGGACUACUGAUUACGGUGUGGGGGUCGAUCUCUGGAGUGCAGGCUGCAUUCUAGCAGAGCUCUUGUCUGGGAAGCCUAUUAUGCCUGGGCGGACGGAGGUGGAGCAACUGCAUAGGAUUUUUAAGCUGUGUGGUUCCCCUUCAGAAGUGUACUGGAAGAAAUCAAAGUUGCCACAUGCUACACUAUUUAAGACCCAAAAACCAUAUAAACGGUGCAUAGCAGAGACAUUUAAAGAUUUUCCUCCAUCAUCAUUGCCUUUAAUUGAAACUCUCCUUGCAAUUGACCCAGCUGAGCGUCAAACUGCCUCUGCUGCAUUAAUAAGUGAAUUCUUCGCAACUAAACCUUAUGCAUGUGAACCAUCGAGUCUGCCAAAAUACCCUCCAAGCAAGGAGAUUGAUGCUAAACGAAGGGAUGAAGAAGCUAGAAGGUUGAGAGCUGCUGGUGGAAAAGCCACUGGUGAUGGAAUAAAGAAGACAAGGGCUCGUGAUCGAGCUGCUAGGGUGGCUGGAGCUCCCGAGGCAAAUGCUGAACUACCAGCAAACCUUGAUAGGAGGCGGCUAAUAACAUAUGCAAAUGCAAAGAGCAAGAGUGAAAAGUUUCCUCCACCGCAUCAGGAUGGGGCACUUGGCUUUCCGUUGGGUUCUUCACAUCACAUGGAUCCUGUCUUUGAUCCUCCAGAUGCGUCAUUUAGCACGGUGUUUCCCUACCAGAAAGCCAGUGUGUCGACUUGGUCUGGUCCAUUGGUGGAGCCUGCUGUAGUUGGCCAUUCGAAGCGAAAGAAAGAGUCUCGCUCGUCAAAAUCUCUUGCUGGCGCUCAUGGUACAAAGGAAAUUCAGAAAAGAUGAUGCUCAAAUUUGAGUUUUAGAACAAAAAAUUGUGAGAGCCACACAGUCCAUUGAAAUUUGAAUGAUUAAUUUUGUAAUAUGCCCUUGUUAUAUCAGGACAUUACACGAUAGCCUACAAUGGCUUGGAAGCCUGUUUAGUGUCUAGAGAGAGAAACGGUCUUGAUCAUUAUUUCCAUUGUUUUCUCUUCCUUUUUAUCUUUUCCUUUUUUUUCCUUUUUAAAAGACCAUGAUGUAUAGGCUGGAGAGACAUAAUUGCUUAUCAGGUGUAUUUUCACCCCAUAUUGGAAAACUGGAUUCUGGUUAUGUUGGACUGAAUCAAGUAGCCCUUUUGGAAUC